Paraglomus occultum is the source of this 320-nucleotide messenger RNA. The record is from the annotation of a GenBank genome assembly. NCBI's taxonomy places the organism in Eukaryota, Fungi, Glomeromycota, Glomeromycetes, Paraglomerales, Paraglomeraceae.
UUGUGACAUUUGAAGUUGCAAUAAGAGAAGUUCUAUCAAACUGCCAGAAAUCCAGCAGUUCAACACAAUAUACCCUAACACCAAUCACAAGUACUAUAGCUUCUAGAAUUGCAGCCAAUAGAAAGCGAAAAAUAUAUGAUAAAGACACCUUCAAAGAAGAAUUUCCAGAUCUCACUGAGGAUGAGGACAUUAAGGAUAACAUGAACUAUUAUCCAUCUGAUGGCUCCUUGGAAUUUUUUGAACCAAGUUUGAAAAAAGCAAAAAUCACUAUCAAGAAUCCUAGUAACUUCUCAGGCUGCUCCAGCUUGGAAGAUGCAUGA